Chrysemys picta bellii (western painted turtle) is the source of this 403-nucleotide messenger RNA. Lineage: Eukaryota; Metazoa; Chordata; Testudines; Emydidae. The record is from RefSeq and is a predicted model, not a curated record.
GGGCGGGUCACAUGAUCGGGCUCAGCUGACGGCUGGCCGGGGCGGGGCGCAGCGCAGGCAGGGCUCUGCCAUGGAGCGCGCUGAGCCGGUCUGGGAGCGGGCCUGGGCCCUGGACGAGAUCCGCAAGGGCAGCCAGAGCUGGUCGCUGGCAGCUGACGCCGGCCUUCUGCAUUUUCUGCAAGAGUUUUCCCAGCAGACCAUCUCCAGGACGCAUGAAAUUAAAAAGCAAGUAGACGGACUGAUUCAUGAAACAAAAGCCACAGACAGUCGCCUACGUAAUGUCUUCAAUGACUUUCUUAUGUUGUCCAACACACAGUUCAUUGAAAAUAGAGUAUAUGAUGAAGAAGUAGAAGAAUCUAUUCCCAAAACUGAAAUAGGAGACAAAGCAGAACAGGUUAGAUAA